This is a messenger RNA of Rhizopus microsporus ATCC 52813, 432 nucleotides long. RefSeq lists its product as uncharacterized. The record is from RefSeq and is a predicted model, not a curated record. Lineage: Eukaryota; Fungi; Mucoromycota; Mucoromycetes; Mucorales; Rhizopodaceae. The transcript has 2 exons. The coding region runs from base 1 to 432 and encodes 143 amino acids.
AUGUCUGAGAGCUUAGUUUUAGAACAAUACACACCCUUUCCUAGAGAAAUUAUUGUUGAUAUUGACUCUUGGAAAAAUACUACUGAAAAUUCUCCUGUCAUUAUGCAAAGGUCAGCAUAUGCCAUAGUGCAUAACAAGAAGAAGCAUCAUUUGGAAAUGAAGUACAUAUGUCAUAGAGCUGGGACCUAUAAGAGCCAUGCUGGUGUACAGACAGAAGAUGAAUCAUCUAAAAGCCGGCCAAUUCAGAAAUCAAAGAAGAUUGAUUGCAGAUACUAUGUUACUGUCACCUGCUAUUUCGUAACACCUAACCAGGUCACUGUUAAACUUCAUAGUGAGCAUAAUCAUCUUAUCGAAAGCCUUGAUAAUAUCUCUUCUUCGCCUUUAUCGGAUAAUACGAAGGAAGCUAUAUUGCAAAAGUUACGUGAAGGUUAG